This is a messenger RNA of Ustilaginoidea virens, 3237 nucleotides long. RefSeq lists its product as uncharacterized. Gene Ontology annotation, molecular function: nuclear export signal receptor activity; small GTPase binding. Gene Ontology annotation, cellular component: nucleus; cytoplasm. The record is from RefSeq and is a predicted model, not a curated record. Gene Ontology annotation, biological process: ribosomal large subunit export from nucleus; ribosomal small subunit export from nucleus; protein export from nucleus. The transcript has 9 exons. Bases 1 to 3237 code for a protein of 1078 amino acids. NCBI's taxonomy places the organism in Eukaryota, Fungi, Ascomycota, Sordariomycetes, Hypocreales, Clavicipitaceae.
AUGGCUGUUACAAUUGAAGAGCUCGACACCACGGUCCGCACCUUCUAUGAAGGUCGCGGAGAUCAGCAAAAAGCCGCCCAAGCUGCACUCAACCAGUUCAAAGAAGAUCCCGAUGCUUGGCUUCUGGUGGACAAAAUUCUCUCGAGCGCCCAAUAUCCACAAACAAAAUACUUGGGUUUGCAGGUCCUCGACCAUGUCAUCAUGACAAGAUGGAAGGUGCUGCCCCGCGAUCAGUGCCAAGGCAUCCGAAACUUCAUCGUACAGUUCAUUAUCCAGUGCUCCAGUUCCGAAGAAUCUUUAAAGCGCAACAAAACCCUCCUCAACAAGCUGAACCUUGUGCUCAUCUCCGUUUUGAAGCAAGAAUGGCCUCACAACUGGCCCACCUUUAUCAACGAGAUCAUCUCGUCUUGCCACGCGAACCUGUCCAUUUGCGAGAACAACAUGAUCAUCUUGCGAUUGUUGUCGGAGGAAGUCUUUGAUUACUCUGCGGAACAAAUGACCUCGACGAAAACAAGGAAUCUUAAGCAGACGAUGUGCGCUGAGUUUUCGCAGAUUUUCCAGCUGUGUCAAGAAGUUUUGACGACCGCCGACCUCCCCAGCCUGGUUCACGCCACUCUCGAGACUCUCUUACGAUUCUGUAACUGGAUUCCGCUCGGCUACAUCUUUGAAACGAACCUCAUUGACACCCUGCGCACUCGCUUUUUAUCCGUACCCGAGUUCCGCAACGUUACUCUGCAAUGCCUGACGGAAAUUGGCGGUCUCCAGACCGGCGGCGCAGGCCAGGCCAACUCUUACGAUGAACAGCUCGUCAAGAUGUUCACCGAGGUCCUAACCACGAUUGCGGACAUUAUCCCCGUCUCACUCGACUUGAAGACCACGUACCCUAGCAGCAACUCUAGGGACCAAGAAUUUGUCCAAAACCUGGCCCUCUUUCUCUGCAAUUUUUUUGGAACACACUUGAACCUCAUCGAGAACCUCCCGAAUCGAGACUACCUGAUGCAUGGGCACUACUACCUGAUCAGAAUAUCCCAGAUCGACGACCGUGAAAUUUUCAAGAUUUGCCUGGACUAUUGGCUAAAGCUCGUUCAAGAGCUGUAUGAGGAAAUGCAGCAACUACCCAUUACCGAUCUCAACCCACUCAUGGCUGUCGGAGGCAUGUCCGGCAGCGGUGCCCCAAACCCUACGCUUUUGAUGAAUUACCCGCUCCGCAAGCACAAGUACAACGAAGUUCUUUCGAACCUGCGUGUUGUCAUGAUCGAAAGAAUGGUUCGGCCCGAGGAAGUACUCAUUGUUGAAAACGACGAAGGCGAGAUUGUUCGAGAGUUCGUCAAGGAAAGUGACACGGUCCAGUUGUACAAGACGAUCAGGGAGUGCCUGGUUUAUCUCACACAUUUGGAUGUGGUUGACACCGAGAACAUCAUGACGGAAAAACUGGCCCGUCAGGUCGACGGUACCGAAUGGUCAUGGCACAACUGCAAUGUCCUGUGUUGGGCAAUUGGAUCCAUCUCUUUGGCCAUGAAUGAAGAAACCGAGAAACGGUUCCUUGUCACCGUUAUCAAGGAUCUUCUGGGCCUCACGGAGAUGAAGCGCGGAAAGGACAACAAGGCCGUGGUGGCCAGCAACAUCAUGUACAUUGUCGGUCAAUACCCCCGAUUCCUCAAGGCGCACUGGAAAUUCCUUAAGACGGUUGUCAAUAAGCUGUUCGAGUUUAUGCACGAGUCUCACGAGGGUGUGCAAGACAUGGCCUGUGACACCUUCAUCAAGAUUGCGCGGCAAUGUCGUCGACACUUUGUUGCGCUCCAGCCAAGCGAGCAGGAGCCGUUCAUCGAAGAGAUUGUGAGAAAUAUGGGCAAGAUUACGUGCGACCUCACUCCCCAGCAAGUACAUACUUUUUACGAGGCAUGCGGCUACAUGGUUGCCGCUCAAGGCAAUAAGCACCAACAGGAACGCCUUCUGGCCGAUUUAAUGAAUAUCCCUAAUGCCGCUUGGGAUGAGAUCAUCAAGCAGGCUACUGUGAACCCAUCCAUCUUGCAAGAUGCAGAGACCAUCAAGGUAAUCGGUAACAUCAUGAAGACUAAUGUGUCGGCAUGCUCCUCUAUUGGGCCCUACUUUUACCCGCAGAUCGGCCGAAUCUAUCAUGACAUGUUGGAGAUGUAUCGGGCAACCAGUGGCCUAAUAUCCGAAGCUGUUGCUCGAGACGGCGAACUGGCUACAAAGAUGCCCAAGGUUCGGGGGCUGCGGACCAUCAAGAAGGAAAUCUUGAAGCUCAUCGAGACAUAUGUCGAUAAGGCUGAGGAUUUGCAGGCUGUUCGGGUGCAAAUGGCUCCUCCCUUGCUUGAUUGCGUGCUUGUCGAUUACAACCGCAACGUUCCUGGUGCCCGAGACGCCGAGGUUCUGAAGGCCAUGUCUACCAUUAUCACGAAGCUCUCAGCCCUGAUGGAGGACCAGGUGCCGACCAUUAUGGAGAAUGUCUUUGAAUGUACGCUGGAAAUGAUCAACAAGGACUUCUCAGAGUUCCCGGAACACCGAGUGGAGUUUUUCAAUCUUUUGCGCGCCAUCAACUUGCACUGUUUCCCGGCUCUGCUGAAGCUGGAUAACAACCAGUUCAAGUUUGUUAUCGACUCUUGCUCUUGGGCGUUCAAGCACGACAACCGCGAUGUCGAGGCGGCUGGCCUAAACAUGUGCCUUGAACUGAUCACCAACAUUGCCGAGAAGACGGAUCUGGGAACGGCCAACGCUUUCUUCCAACGCUUCUUCAUGACGAUUUUGCAGGACGUCUUGUUUGUUGUCACUGACAGCGAUCACAAGGCUGGCUUCAAGACGCAAUCCAUGCUGCUGAUGAAGCUGUUCUACUACGUCUACCCAGCAGAUGGCACACCGCCGAAGAUCCAGGGUCCCAUCUACACCCCUGAGCAGGCCCAGGUUGGCACCAGCAAUAAGGAAUACCUAGGAAACUCUGUGGCUACUCUGCUACGGAAUGCUUUCCCCAAUCUGCAAGCUGCCCAGGUGGCGAGCUUUGUAGAAGGGUUGUUUUCGCUCAAUACCCAGUACGACAAGUUCCGGUUGAAUCUGCGAGACUUUCUCAUUUCCCUCAAAGAGUUUGCUGGCGACAAUGCCGAGCUAUUCGCCGAGGAGAAGGAACAGCAAGAGCGUGACGCGAAGGCUGCCGAUAUGGAGAGACGACAGAAGGUGGGCGGUCUGCUGAAGCCGUCCGAGUUGGAGGACGAGGAGCUUUGA